AUGAAAUGGCCUUUGGACAGAAUGCGGCCCGUGGGAGCCAAAGUACAACUUUCCAUUCCCAGCCAAGCUAAACGUCGUUCCGGUAUUAUUUUCAAAGGUCCUUCAUCGAAUGAUCGUUAUAUCGAACUGGAGGAGCAGGACCUAUUGAGAACUAGCAGUCCGAUGAACGAAACUCCUCAUCAUGAUACCCAGAAACGUCGAAUGUUGUACAUUCCAGACACCUGGUACUCACGUUCAUUCGCCUUGAUUGGAAUUAUAGAGACUAUCCUCACUGUCGCUAUUGAAAGCUGGAUCUUCGUUAGCAUUUCAAAACACUUCGAUGCUUUUGGCAACACUCAGGGCACUCUGCGCCUUCGAUCAUUUCUGGCCCUUUAUAUCUUCGCUCUUCUCUAUGAGCUGGUACUAGCUUACGACGCCCUACGACGCAAAAAUGCCUUCCAGCUAGUCGGUCUCUGCUGUUGCAACCUCGGUCUUUUUGCAUAUGGAAUCGUUCAGACACAUGAGGUUCGGGAAACUAUGCUCAGCUUGGCGGUAGACGUGUCGGAAAGUGCGCAUCUUUGGAGGCUUUAUCGGAUUGGAUUGAUCGUCGUGCCUGUGCUUCUGGGAAUUGCCACUAUCGCCAUGAGCUUUGUGACGUGGAAAUUGCGGGCGGAGUUUGCCUGGUAUAUAUACAAGGAUAUCAGUGCGGAUUUGCAGAUGAAUCGUCACUAUUUCAUUUACCAGGUUUAUAUUGCGCUGUUGAAGUUUGACUUCUUCUUCAUAUUCGGUUCUCAGCUUCAAAUCCUUCUUGCCAUUAAAUCCUCCAGGAACUUCGACUUCAUAAUCGAGGCAGUCAUGAUUCCCAUUGGCAUUUUGACUCUGGUACUAGCAGCACGCUUCUGUCGAAUGGAAAAGACCAAGUCUCUCUUUGUCGUCAUGUCAUUCAUGUGCGUGAUCAUAGCAAGCUUCAUCCUGAGUCUGUAUGAAACAUUCAACACAAAUUCCAGCAUAAAAGUUUACCAGGUUUCCUUAACCCUGUUGACUACAAUUGCCAUCUUACUUAUUGUAGCCACGCUCGUCAACUCAGUUUUGUGCAUUCGCGGCUUCAAUAAAGGACUGAAGCAGCAUAUUGAGAGUCUUCGGAAGACACAGCCUACUCAUGAGGGGGAUAACUGGGAUCAAGAUACGAAGUCACGAUUUGAAAUCAAUUAA
Molecule: messenger RNA, 1191 nt
Organism: Penicillium taxi
Lineage: Eukaryota; Fungi; Ascomycota; Eurotiomycetes; Eurotiales; Aspergillaceae
Exons: 4
Coding region: 1-1191 (396 amino acids)
Cellular component (GO): Golgi apparatus
Source: RefSeq, a predicted model, not a curated record